Molecule: messenger RNA, 2632 nt
Organism: Choloepus didactylus (southern two-toed sloth)
Lineage: Eukaryota; Metazoa; Chordata; Mammalia; Pilosa; Megalonychidae
Product: cyclic AMP-dependent transcription factor ATF-1-like
Exons: 1
Coding region: 255-1190 (311 amino acids)
Biological process (GO): regulation of transcription by RNA polymerase II
Cellular component (GO): nucleus; ATF4-CREB1 transcription factor complex
Molecular function (GO): RNA polymerase II cis-regulatory region sequence-specific DNA binding; DNA-binding transcription factor activity, RNA polymerase II-specific; protein binding
Source: RefSeq, a predicted model, not a curated record
CCCUCCCCCGCCCCCGGCCUGUUGUAGAUCAUGCCGCCAGUGGCGGCCCUUACGGCCGAGGAAACGGUAGCCUAGGGCAGUUCGCCGUUAAGUGACACUGAUUCUCCCCUAUCCAUCUGACCCCUGAGAAAGAGACACGUACCCCGCAGGGUGAAGGGUUGGGAAAGGGGCUAGUGAACUCGGAUCCACCCCGGGAGGGGGGGGAGUGGAAGUUCCCGCCCCGGACAGCGGCGAGGCGACAGCCACAGUUGAUUAUGGAAGCUUCGCACAAGAGUAACUCUCCAGAGACAGCACCUCAACCAAGUUCAGCAGUUCAGGGAGCUCAUAUCUCUCAUAUUGCUCAACAGAUGUCACUAAGAGGAUCUGCGCCAGUGACAAUUGUACCUCUUCCUGGAGAGCAAAUACAGGUUCAGGGGGUCAUCCAGACAGCUCAGUCUUCUGUAAUUCACCCACCACACGUGCAAACGGCAUCAUCCUUAUCAGAAAGUGAGGAGUCUCAAGACUCAUCUGAUAGCAUAGGCUCCUCACAGAAAACCCAUGGGAUUCUAGCACGGCGCCCAUCUUACAGAAAAAUUUUGAAAGACCUAUCUUCUGAAGAUAUACGGGGCAGAAAAGGAGACGGAGAAAACCCUGGAGUCUCUACUGUCACUUCUAUGUCUGUUCCAACUCCCAUCUAUCAGACUAGCACCGGCCAGUACAUUGCCAUUGCCCCAAAUGGAGCCUUACAGCUGGCCAGUCCAGGCACAGAUGGAGUACAGGGACUUCAGACAUUAACCAUGACAAAUUCAGGCAGUUCUCAGCAAGGUACAACAACAAUUCUCCAGUAUGCACAGACCUCUGAUGGACAGCAAAUACUUGUGCCCAGCAAUCAGGUGGUGGUACAGACUGCAUCAGGAGAUAUGCAGACAUAUCAGAUCCGUACCACACCGACUGCUUCUUCGUUGCCACAAACUGUGGUAAUGACAUCGCCUGUGAAUCUUACAUCUCAGACAACUAAGACAGAUGACCCCCAACUGAAAAGAGAAAUAAGGUUAAUGAAAAACAGAGAGGCUGCUCGAGAAUGUCGGAGAAAGAAGAAAGAAUAUGUGAAAUGCCUGGAAAAUCGAGUUGCAGUCCUGGAAAAUCAAAAUAAAACUUUAAUAGAAGAGUUAAAAACUUUGAAGGAUCUUUAUUCCCAUAAAAGUGUUUGAUUCUUAGGAAAGAAAUAUUUUUUUGGACUUGCCUAAAAGUUAGAUGGAUUUCUUUUCUUUUUAAUGGAGUUUUAUAAAUUAAAAGGUAAAUGAAGCUUUUUAUUUAGGUUUUUGCAACUCAAAGUUGAAUAUCUCAUGCAAGAGAUCUGGUGACAGAGGACAAAGUGGGAAAUGACCUCGAGGAAGCUACUGGCACAACUGGAAGCUUUAAAACUUAUAUCGAGAGACAGGAAGUGAACUUUUAACAAUUUGAAUUUUCUAAAUAACAGUAGUUGUCAGUAACCCAAAAAUGGCAAAUAAAAUGAAAAUUUGGUAAAAUGAAUUUUUUAAUAUAUCAAUUUAGGUUUGUAUUUCUUACUGUUUCCUGAAAUUUAUCUUUUUCAAUUAUGUGUGUAUGCGUGUGCGUGUAUUCUUAUUUCUGCCAAUAGAUUCUAAAUUACAAGUGUAAAGGAAAAACUAAUACAUAACUAAAUAUAUAAAUUAUGUAUCCUGAUUAUAUACACUUGUUCUAUUGACAUGUCUUUUAAGUGGGAUUUUAAAAGUUUGUUUAUUGGAUUUUAAAGGGGUUUUGAGAAUGAAUUAAUUAUUUUUGAAGCCUUGUCCUAAAAGGCAUCUAAGGUACAUGAAUGGAGUUGUGGUGACUUUCUAACAUUUUAUUAGAAUGGAAGAGAACUAUUUAAAAGUUUGACACUUUUAACUACUUAAAAGUUUGACACUUUUAAAUCGUUUGUUUUUGGUUACUCUGGGAAUGGUGAUUUUCUACAAAUAUAUAAUAAAUUGUGUUUUGAUCAUAUGUUCUAUAAGCAGUUGAAUGUACAUUACUUACUCUGUUUUGCUUCAAUAGAAUGGAGUGUUUACAGGCCCUUAAAAUGAUAUUAGAGGGUUUUUUAAACCCUCGACAGAUGCUUACCAAAGUUUUUCCAAGAGGAUUUUAUAAUCAAUUUAAUGUAGGGUUUAUCAAAUUCUAAAAUAGUAUAGUUAUUAAGGCAAUUUUAUGUUAGAGACUAUUUUGUAAUGUAGUGAAUGGUACCUUUAUAAGAAAAGUGACUGCCAAUAUAUUUUUAUAGCUAAUCUUUAUAAAUUCUAAUGUUGGAUUUUUAAUGAUUAUUUAAAAUGUUUAUAUAGUUUGUUUAGUAAAAAAAUAUUUUACAUCUCAAAGUAUCAUUUUUAUAUUAUGGGAAGUAAAGUUUUCAGAUUGGCUAAUAUUUGAAUUGUGGAUUUUAUAUUCAGUUUAAAGUUCAACACCAGUAUUUAACUUCUGUAUUCCAAUUUGUAUACAUUUUGAAACUGUACUGCAAAACAGUUGUGCACUUCUUAUGCAAUAUGUAUUAUAUUGUCUUCUAUAAAUUAAAGGACGUUUGAUACAAUUAAGUUUGCUGAAUGUAAAAUACAAUGAUUGAUAAAUGAAUGCUGAUAGCCAUUCUGUUGAUUAUACUAACUGU